Messenger RNA from Didymodactylos carnosus, 285 nucleotides. Lineage: Eukaryota; Metazoa; Rotifera; Eurotatoria; Philodinida; Philodinidae. The record is from the annotation of a GenBank genome assembly.
AUGGUUUGGCGGUAUUCAGAAAAACCAUUUGAUUCUCAAGGCUUUCGACAUAAUGGUAGAAGAACAUAUCGUGGACGUGAUGGUGAUUCACGUCGGUGUCGUGGCCAUUCUAGAGGCUGUGGUGCAGAUUUUCGUGGACGUCGUGAUAAUUCACGUGGACGUCGGGAUCAUUCUCGUGGUCCCGCUGGAGAUUAUCCUGGGCAAGGCCAACGUGAAAAUUACAGUCAACCGAAUGAUGCUCAAAAUAGCAGACACGAUCGUUGGCAAAAAAUAAUGAAAUUGUGA